CCAAAUGUUAUCGCCGUUGUUACCACAUCAGGUCAACUUGUAUCGCAAUUUGAAAAAUAAUAAUAUAUUUACCUCGAUUCAAAAUUGAAAUGGACGCAAUAAACGAGCCGAUAGUAUGUGUUCCAGGUCAGAGGCUCUGUUUGUCGGACAAAGUAAAUAUUCCAGGACCGGGAACUUACGAGCAGCACGGAUACAUUUAUUCAAAAUUGGCGGGAGUGGUGAACUUGGUCAAAGACGAACAUACGAACACAGUCGAGGUGCGGAGCAUAAGAGAACAAAGUAUUGUUCCGGCUCCUGGAGACAUCGUAACGGCCGAGGUAAUGGUCGUUAAUCAAAGGUUUUGCAAAUGCGUUAUAAAAUGCAUCGGAGAUGUGGUUUUAACCAGACCUUACAGAGGAAUUUUGAGAAAGGAAGAUGUCAGGGCUACAGAAAAAGAUAAGACUGAAAUGUACAAAUCUUUUAAACCAGGAGAUAUCAUUCUGGCAAGAGUUCUACCUCUCACCGAAGUUCAUACUUAUCAACUUUCCACUGCCGAGAACGAAUUGGGAGUUGUUAUCGCCCACAGCGAAGAAGGUGUACCAAUGGUGCCUGUAAGUUGGACGGAAAUGCAGUGUCCUGAGACUCUAAACAAAGAAUUUCGCAAAGUGGCUAAAGUUGUACCCGAACAUAUUGUUAACGAAAAAUGAAAUAUACUUAGAUUGCA
This is a messenger RNA of Diprion similis, 703 nucleotides long. It is a transcript of the gene Csl4, whose product is annotated as exosome complex component CSL4. Gene Ontology annotation, molecular function: RNA binding. Lineage: Eukaryota; Metazoa; Arthropoda; Insecta; Hymenoptera; Diprionidae. Gene Ontology annotation, cellular component: nuclear exosome (RNase complex); cytoplasm. The record is from RefSeq and is a predicted model, not a curated record. The coding region runs from base 90 to 686 and encodes 198 amino acids. Gene Ontology annotation, biological process: RNA processing. The transcript has 5 exons.